AUGGCUAACGCAAAGAUUAGAGUCAAGAACCCGGUUGUCGAAAUGGACGGCGACGAGAUGGCUCGAAUCAUCUGGGCCGAAAUUAAAAGACGCUUUAUUUCCCCCUACCUUGAUGUGGAUAUAAAGUAUUUCGAUUUAGGUCUUCCUUAUCGAAAUCAGACCAACGAUCAAGUAGUGCAAGACGCUGCCCAGGCUAUCAAGGACUACGGCGUUGGCAUCAAAUGUGCUACAAUUAGCCCGGACGCAGGUCGGGUGAAAGAAUUCCAACUCAAGCAGCGAUGGCCCUCUGCCAACGGCAUCAUCCGUAACUUCUUCGGUGGAACUGUCUUUCGUGAGCCUAUCAUUAUACCUCGCGUGCCAGCCCUCGUUUCGGGAUGGAAGAAGCCAAUAAUCAUCGGUCGCCACGCUUAUGGCGAUCAGUACAAAGGCCAAGACUUUGUGGUCACCGGACCUGGCACCCUCGAGAUCGUGUAUACUCCUGACGAUGGCCAGCCAGAGACCCGAAUCGAAGUCUUCAAAUACAAAGGGGCGGGAAUUGCACAAGCACAGCCCAACACAGAUGACUCCAUCGAGAAAUUUGCUCACGUCAGUUUCAGACUUGCGUUGACUCGUAGCUUGCCAUUGUUCUUGGCGACCAAAGACACGGUGAUGAAAAUCUAUGAUGGGAGAUUUCGUGACAUAUUUCAGGAAAUCUUUGAUCAAAGUUACAAAGCUCAAUUCCAGGAAAAGGGAAUCACGUAUGAGCAUCGCCUGAUUGACGACAUGGUCGCCCAAAUGAUCAAGGGAGAGGGGGGUUACAUUUUAGCUUUGAAGAAUUAUGAUGGUGAUGUCCAAUCUGAUAUUGUGGCUCAAGGGUUUGGAUCCCUUGGGCUGAUGACAUCUGUGCUGGCAACGCCCGAUGACAAGGCGUUCGAGACAGAAGCAGCACAUGGCACUGUGACGAGACAUUAUCGGCUGCACCAACAGGGGAAGGAAACAUCAACGAACCCAAUCGCGAGUAUUUUUGCAUGGACUCGUGGCUUGAAGCGGCGUGGGUUGGUUGAUGACACACCCGAAGUAGUCGCCUUUGCCGAGAUCUUGGAAAAGGCUUGCAUUGAUACCGUUAAUAUUGAUGGUAUCAUGACAAAGGACCUCGCAGCUGCGGGCGGUGGCAAGGAUGGAUAUGUAAUGACGCCGGAGUACAUGGAUGCGGUGGAACGACGACUGAAAGAGGAGUUUGCGCGACUUCAGGCAAAUCUGUGA
Molecule: messenger RNA, 1242 nt
Organism: Penicillium macrosclerotiorum
Lineage: Eukaryota; Fungi; Ascomycota; Eurotiomycetes; Eurotiales; Aspergillaceae
Product: isocitrate dehydrogenase protein
Exons: 3
Coding region: 1-1242 (413 amino acids)
Biological process (GO): isocitrate metabolic process
Cellular component (GO): mitochondrion
Molecular function (GO): NAD binding; isocitrate dehydrogenase (NADP+) activity; magnesium ion binding
Source: RefSeq, a predicted model, not a curated record